This is a messenger RNA of Galendromus occidentalis (western predatory mite), 1120 nucleotides long. RefSeq names its product suppressor protein SRP40. The transcript is spliced from 3 exons. Bases 223 to 966 code for a protein of 247 amino acids. The record is from RefSeq and is a predicted model, not a curated record. Lineage: Eukaryota; Metazoa; Arthropoda; Arachnida; Mesostigmata; Phytoseiidae.
UGUUGACAAGAAAUUCUAGCCAGUAGAAUCCAGCUGGAACCCAGCCGAUAGACUCUGGGCCAGAGCUCUGAGAAAAUCUACCAGAGCUCCCGGCCUUCGUGCUUGUAUUUCGCGCUGGGGUGGUAUGGUUCUACAAGUGUGAUAGUUAUCGUUGCGAAUGAUUCAUCGGCCGGAUAAAAUUACCAGCGCAUCGCACAAUUCCAACGUACACAAAACGCAGACAUGCUGUCGAGAGCAGGCAAAGACCUGCUCAAGAAUACGAUCCACUCGGUGGGAUUCCACAACAAAGUUCUCGAAGAGCAAGAAAUGUGGAAGCAAUGGGAACUUGAGAAGGGUUUGACGAUGAUGGUCAGCGACGACGUCAUCAAGAUGAGGGCCCGCGAAAAAGAAAAAGCUCGACAAGCUGAGAAGCGCAAGACACAUGUCAAGCUCAGUCCCAAGAAGAGCACAGUCGGGGAACUAAGGAAAAAAACGCGACCGAGUGGAGCUGACACCGAGCGUUGGGAUCACGCAGGAUUCUAUGAGCUCGAGUUCGGCUCAUCUACCUACGGGGGUUCGAAAACCAGGAGGAGACCCAAGGAGGACUUCGACUCGAGUUCUUCGUCGUCUUCCUCAUCGGGUUCCGCGUCGUCGACGACCGGAACGUCGAGCUCAACCUCAUCCGAGACGACUUCAUCAGAGUUCUCCUCGUCGGAGGAUUCAUCAUCUUCGACCUCAUCGUCAUCCUCGAGCGAAGAUGAGAGAUGCCGGAAACGUCGACGUCAUCGUUCCUCUCAGAAGGAGCGAAGAAGUCGCUCGAACACGCGGCGGACGCCAGACAACUGUUCGCGGAAGAGGGACACGAAUCGUCGGCGACCGCAGCGAGAUGAAGAGAUUUCUUCCGAGUCUUCCAGUUCGGAAGACGAUAGAACGCACAACGAUAGGAGAAGGAAGUUGGCUCCGAGACGAGCCGUCAUUAAGCAUUAAUCUCGCGAGGAGGACGGAGGUGCCGCGGCUUUACCAGCCAAAAGUGAUUCUUGACGAGCUCGAUGAGCUCAUGGGAUUCUGUUGUUACAAUCUCUCCUCCGUGUUUGACUCCGCGUCAUGGACAUCUGGCGUCGCUCAAAGUUUCAGUCUUCGC